Leptidea sinapis is the source of this 2115-nucleotide messenger RNA. RefSeq names its product protein NipSnap (gene Nipsnap). NCBI's taxonomy places the organism in Eukaryota, Metazoa, Arthropoda, Insecta, Lepidoptera, Pieridae. Gene Ontology annotation, cellular component: mitochondrion. Bases 146 to 970 code for a protein of 274 amino acids. The record is from RefSeq and is a predicted model, not a curated record. The transcript is spliced from 6 exons.
ACAAAAAAGGCAAUUUAGUUCGUAUUUAUAACAAAUAGAUAAGAUAAUAAAGAAAUUCAUAUCACAGUGUAAUAUCGUCAGUAGCGCUGUACUUCUGAAUCGUCUAAUAUUACUAUCAGUGUUUAGUGUGUUUAGAAAAACGAGCAUGAAUUCGCUAAGUAGAAUUACGGUUCUAAGUUCAAUUUUGCCGAAAAAUGCAAGAUUACUUGGAACAUCAAAUACACAAUUAAAUGCUGAUGAUGGAUGGCUUUCGAAACUUCUCGUACGAAAAAUUGAACCAACAAAGGAGUCUCACAGUCGAAUGCUUAGCGACAAGGAGAUUAUCUAUGCAUUACAUACACACAACAUUCGGCCUGAUUCUGUUGAUAAAUAUCUAAAGAACUACAAAACUUCAGUAGCUCUUGUGGAAUCCAAGAAGUCAGAGAUUGGCUGUGAGCUGGUGGGGUCAUGGACUGUUUCUGUGGGAGACAUGGAUCAGGCAUUGCAUUUAUGGCGUUAUGUGGGAGGAUUUGAGAAGAUUGAUAAGGCUAAGAUUUUGUUUAAGGAAAAUCAGGAAAUCCGUACCUUAGAGAAGGAACGGGGUGACUUUGUGCGGUCUCGUCACCUGCAAUACCUGCUUGCAUUCAGCUUCUGGCCAACAGGAGAGCCUCGCUCUCCGAGCAACAUCUACGAAAUAAGAUCUUACAGUUUGAAGCCAGGCACAAUGAUCGAGUGGGGCAACAACUGGGCCCGGGGGCUCACAUACCGCCGCGCUAAGAACGAGGCCUUCGCCGGCUACUUCUCUCAGAUCGGGCGUCUGUACAACGUUCAUCACAUUUGGUGCUACAAGGACCUGCAGGCGCGGCGCGAGACCCGAGAGAGCACGUGGCGCAACCCCGGCUGGGACGAGUGUGUGGCCUACACUGUGCCGCUCAUCCGGGAGAUGCACUGCCGGAUCCUCGAGCCCACCGAGUUCUCUCCCACCCAGUGAUCGGACCAUCCCCCGCCUGCUAUGAACAAAGGAACUUCUCGCCCACCCGGUCUAAUAUACUCCGCCCUGCUGCAUCAAUAACAAAUCACCUUGCUUUACUUAUUACAAGCAAGGUACCAAGCCUAAAUUACUAUAUCAUAUUGUUCUGGUAGAACUUUACACAUAUCACUGCCACACAUAGUGUCAAUCAUAUAAAUGCGCAAUACUUCUCAAGAUAUUUUGUAAUUAAAGUUUUUGAAAAAUUAUUCACUAACGAAUGCAUAGAUAUAAACGUUAAUGCUUAUUUUUCAUACUAUACAGUUAAUUAUAGGCGAAAUCAAAUCAUAUUUCUAUAUUUUAUAUAAUAUUUUAUCGUAAUUACUAACUUCAGAUGUUGUAUAUAUAUUGCUUAAUACGUUAUAACUUGCCAACUUUACGUACAAAUAUAAUUUCGAGGUGGUUUUUAGUAAAAUGUAUUUGACAUUCGCGCAAUUAAUGGAUAUGCAAAAUGAACUACAUAACAAAUAUAUUGUAUUAAAGAAAGAUCUUGAAAUGCAGAGUUGCCCAAAUAACAUCAUUAAGAAUUCUAAUCAAAUUUGAGAAAAUUAAUGAUCUUGAAUUCAGAUUCAUUAAACGGUUUACAGUAGGUAUGCUAUUGUUAUUAUAUGCAUUCAAAGGGUCAUUAAAAUUAUAACAUGAAAUUCAAUACUAAGGGCAUAAUUAGAUGAAAAUAUAAUAUAUUCAUUUUAAUGUUAAUAAAUUAACAGUUUUUAGUAAUGUAUUCAUAUUUUAUGAAUUAGUAUCAAUCAAUGUGAGUUUAAAUAAUCGUUCCUGGUAGUGAUAAUCCUUAAUACCAAUAAUAAUUAUAUAAAUUAUAAUAAAACAGUUUCUAAUAACAUUUUUGUAUGUAAAAUUGAUCACUCGAUCUCGAAGUGAUGGACUCCUCCUAACUUCGAUAUAUCUGUAACAAAACGUGGUGUUACAUCACAAACAGAAUGUCUUUACAAAGUCAUAAUUAGCACUUAAGUAAACACGUAAAUGUAGAUGUAGGUUAUAUUUUAGAUUUUUUAUGAAUCUGUUAUGUAUGUUUUGUAAGAAUCAGAAUAUUAUCAUUGUAUAAUUACAAUAAAAUUUUGUUCAAAUACUUACAAUGUUGUACAGCCCAA